Messenger RNA from Bombyx mandarina (wild silkworm), 1335 nucleotides. RefSeq lists its product as uncharacterized. Lineage: Eukaryota; Metazoa; Arthropoda; Insecta; Lepidoptera; Bombycidae. The record is from RefSeq and is a predicted model, not a curated record.
AUGUGUUGCAUCUUCACCUGCUGCGGUUGGAUGAUUGAUCUGUUCCAAAGACUGUGGACGUUCACGAUGUCCUGCUGCAUCAGUUCCGCUGUUGGCUGCGCGUUUCUCACAGCCUCAGUGUCAGGGAUAGCCCUCGGAUAUAACUAUUCAUUAGCAGAAUAUAUCGAUUUAAAAGAAACCAACGUCUCCGUUUACAUAAAGCGAGGUGUUUUCGACGAUGAGAUCGCGGAUGACAUGGAAUGGCGUCGAAGCGGACAUAUGCCGAUCGCCGGACACAUCCGAGAGGAUAACCUCAUGACUGGAUCACCAGAAGAAGAAAAUCCUCAAGCAUCGAAGUCUGGACGGAGAUUGGACGAUUCCAUUUUUGAAUCCGAUGAUCAGAAUAAGUUCGAAGGCUCACUGAUGAGGUUAACCGCCAAGGCCCCGGCCUUUAGCACGACAACCAAACCGGCCACGAGCGACUUGGAAAUGGCAGAGAUAAUGUCGAAAUAUCAACUGGGCUCGGUCGAUCAACUCAAGGCUAUUCAAGGCCUCAUUAACAUGAGAAAGUCGGGGGAUGCACGUGAUACAACUGCUAAAGGAGCGGUGAAGACAACAUUUGGAUACGACGAAAGAUACCUACCACACUUUCCAGCAUUUCCUGACCCAAUGAUGUCAGGUAGACGAAUAAUGCCCUCGAACAUCAACAUAAAUGUGGACAAAGCCGAUAGUUCUUUACGAAAAGCAGUACCAGAAGCGAGUAUUAAUGAACCCGAUAAGUGGGGUAGACGUAAGGCAUUCCCUGGCGCCAUCAACGAUGUGGCCUAUGAUUAUUUAGAUAAGAGCCCUAAAUAUCCACCUCCAGUGACCCCUAAACCUGGCCCAGUGAGACCGACAAAAUUAAGAGCUUCAUCUGCUAUAUUUCGGCCAACCCACACGCAAAAAGUAAUAGAGUCAUCACCAAAAAUGGAUUAUGCGAUUUCUAAAGAAGUUGACCGUGAUCUUGAAGAAUUCAAAGAAAAGCUAAUGUUGGACAAAUUUGAAAAUCCCAAUUUAAAAAGCGAUGUUUUGAAAAUGCCUAAAGAAGAAUUUAUCAAAGCUGAAGAUGACUAUGAAGCUGAUAUAAAAGGUCUUCCAGUCAGAAAAAAGAGGAAUGUUAGCGAUAUUAAGAAAUACAUCAAACCAGCAUCGAGUGAAUCGAAUGUUGUGAAGAAAGAUAAAAAUAUCGCAUUUUCAAUCAUCAAUAAUAAUAUAUUUAAUUUAGCAUCGAGAAUUGCUGAGAAAAGUGCAACAGCACAAAUGAAAACACAGAAUGCUCGUACCAAAAGUAAACUUCUAUUAAAACUACAAUCAUAG